This is a messenger RNA of Lachancea meyersii CBS 8951, 3072 nucleotides long. Lineage: Eukaryota; Fungi; Ascomycota; Saccharomycetes; Saccharomycetales; Saccharomycetaceae. The record is from the annotation of a GenBank genome assembly.
AUGAAUGAUGACAGAAGUUUGAAGUUGCUAGAGCUAAAUAAGAAGGCUUGGAAUGGGGAAGUGAUCUUUCCCAGUGCUGAGAAAAAGCUUGAUUCCAGCAUGAAGAGAAACACUGGAUUCAUAAGAAAACUUAAACAAGGCAUCACGAAGGAUACGAAGGCAAACCUUCUGAAAGACAUCUCCGAAGUAUCGUUGGAAAAAUACCUCUCAGAAUUAGUCGUCACAGCUAAUGAAGGUAUAAGCAGGGUAUCUAACAAAUCGGAUGACAUCGAAGCAUGUGUCGAAGUAAUUAGUGCUUUGCACCAGCGCUUCAGCCAUCAAUUUACACCACUCCUCAUGGAAUUGUUCUUGCAAAAUUUCAAUGUCUCUCAGACUGAAAGCGAGAAUGAGAAAGAAGAAGCAGCAAAAAUGGCAAAACUCCGCUCUCACGUUAGAAUUUUCACGGAUUUUUACCUGGUUGGUCUUUUCAGCUCUGUGGAAUCCAUACCGAAGGAAAACCUGCCGCUUUUUAUCGUCAAAAGACUGGCUAAAAAAGAACCACUUUUAGUUACACUUUUGAAAGAAAUCUUGAACUAUCGCUUCAAAACAGGGUUAUCUACCACGGUUGCCACAUCAUUCGUUGUCAAAUUUCCGCAGUUUUUCACUGAUGACAGCGACCAAAGCUCAAUACCAAUUGACGCCGAUGUCAAAAAACUGCUUUCGUCAUUGUUUAAGGCAUUUACAGAGGCUGCCAUCUCCCAGCUUGUUGAGCUAAGCAAGUCCCUGAGCAAGCUCAUGAGGGAACAUCAAAAAGCUCAGAUCAGAACCGGAAAAAGCACUGACGAGUACAUCGAAGAGCACGACAGAACUCUUCCUAUCUUUGAAAGAUUCGAAGGCUCUACAAGCGUAUUGGCAGACGUCUUCAACAUGGAAGCUCCUGCACUAGAGAAGUCGCCAGCGGAGGGCACAGUUAGCUCCAGUCCAGUUAUAAUAAAUCAACAAAAACAAGGCUCUGAGAAAAUUUGGGAAAAUGAAGAGAUGAGAAAGUUUUAUGAGGUACUACCAGAUCUUUCCAGUGUCAUAACGGACUCUGAGGAAAAAAAUCCUGCCGAUUCUCAAAAACUUCAUGACUUUUUUAUCGGUUUAGAGCUGGCAGAUUCAAAAGAAGCGAUUGACGAACUCACACUGAGAUUUUGGACUGACUCAAUAAAUAAGAAGGCCACAAGGAAAAGACUUUUAAAGUUUUUCAUUGAAACGUUGGACUGGAGCAAGCUGAGAAUUUAUGCACGUUUCGUUGCAUCCAAUGCAGACACCUUGGCGGACGUAAAGGACGAGUUAAUUCAAUACCUGGAUAAUGGUUUUAGGAGCCAACUUUGGUCUAAUAAAAUAAAUGUCAAGAACAUUAUAUUCUUCAGUGAAAUGGUCAAAUUUAGACUUGUUCCGACAUAUCUCAUCUUUCACAAGAUAAGAACUCUAACAAUGAAUAUUCAAAUACCGAAUAACAUCGAGAUUUUAACCAUUCUCUUUGAAAACUUUGGGAAAUUUCUCAUUAACAGUCCUCAUUACAAAUCUCAGAUGGAAAAGAUGGUCGAUUUGAUUCAGCAAAAGAAGAAGGAGCAUGAUCUAACAGUCAGCAACAAAUGCGCCCUAGAUAACCUACUUGUUCUGAUAUACCCGCCCUCUUUGACGAAACUUAAUUCCGUAUCAAGAGAAAUAUCAGCAGAACAGAAGUUUUACCGUAUCUUGUUGCGGAAAGAGCUACAUUCAAUCCCUCCCGAAAGAAUUGUAAAAUUAAUUAGACGGGCUCAUUGGCGAGAUGAGAGCAUUUACAAAACUAUGGUAUCCUUGUUUUCCAAACCCGAGAAGAUCAGCUACCAGUCUUUAGAUCUCCUGGCAACUGUUUUGAAAGGUUUAUUUCCAUACUAUCGCAACUUUGUUGUUCAGGUUAUAGACAGCGUCGUGGAAAAAGUCGAGCGCGGGCUGGAGAUUAAUGACUUUAGUCUGAAUAUGGUUAGAAUCUCCCAAGUGAGGUAUCUGUCCUCGUUGUAUAAUAACAACCUUCUGAAGAUUGAGGUGAUUAUUGAUGUGUUAUUCAAAAUCCUUCUCUUUGGAAGUACAGGAGGAAUCUCAGUUCCAGCUGCCGCCAACGAGUUUGAUUUACCAGAUAACUACUUUCGUGUUCAUUUGAUAACCACGGCAUUACUGAGCGUCAACGAUAUUAGUCCAGGUAAAGUACAGAAACUGCUAGUUUUCUUGCGGCUUUUCGAGUUUUAUACUCUUAACAAAGAGCAGCCACUACCAAGGGAAGCUGAAGUCAAGAUCUCAACUACAUUUGACAGGUUUACAGCUGGACAUGAAUUUGAGAGAUUUACAGAUGCAGCCGAGAGUGCCAAAGAGUUGUCUGAAUGCUUUGCGACACCGCAGAGCAGCACUGUUGGCGAGAAGGCAGGUGAUGCGGAAUUGGACGAAGACGAUGACGACGAUGAAGACGAAAUAUAUGACGACGAGGAAGAGGAAGCAGGGAAAGAAAUUGGCAAGGAUGCUGGCACCGAGUUUGAAAGCGAGGACGAAAACUUCCAGAGCGAUGCUAGCGCAACUGACGAAUCUAGUGAUGAAGAGAGUGGCACAGGUAGCGAGUCUGAUGAUGACAACGAAGCCGAGGACGAUGACGACUCUGAUGACGAACUGGAACGUAGACGCAUGCAAGAGGCGCAUAUGUCGAAGCUACGGUCUGAAGAAGAAAUCAAGGCCGAGGAGGACCUCGAAAGGCAGUUCCAGCAAUUAUUUCAAGAGUCAAUGGAAAGCCGUAAGAACGAGAAGGUUUCUUCAAAUGGCAUUCCGAUGAUAUCUUCAGGGUAUGGUCUUGACCGAGGCACGAUACCAGUUUCUUUGCCUUCUAGCGAAAGUCAGGGUCCGAAAUCCAAGAAAGUGGCAUUUACAUUUUUAAGCAAAUCCGGCAAAAAAACUCAGGCGCGGACACUCGGGCUGCCCAGAAAUGUUACGUUUGUCUCCGGAGUGUUGGAAGAGGAGCGUAAGCUAAAGGCCGAAAGAGAAAAGAUCAAGCAUAUUGUCUUGAGUCAAAAAUUCGAAUAA